Molecule: messenger RNA, 909 nt
Organism: Saccostrea cuccullata (small rock oyster)
Lineage: Eukaryota; Metazoa; Mollusca; Bivalvia; Ostreida; Ostreidae
Exons: 8
Coding region: 96-908 (270 amino acids)
Source: RefSeq, a predicted model, not a curated record
CUUGUCGAGUAUUUGGCCAGCUGUUUGCAUGACUGGUCAUAAAAAACACUUGGAUCCAUCAAUGUUGGUGUAUCAAUGUCUACAGAGACAAAACCAUGUUUGACAAAAUCCUUCUACUUCCAUAUUUCAUUAAAAUAGUUUUCCCAGAAUUCGCCGAUGCACAGAAUAUCGCUAUAGAUGUCCCCCGUAAGACGAUAAUCCACGGAGAGGAGGAUCUAGUAGUGGCGUGCUCACUCCUACGAUACAAUGCUUUACUUAAGGUGGAAUACAUCCAACUCUUCAAAAACACCUCACAAGGCCAGGAAGAACUGAUAGCCACCGUAUCAGAUGAGGUACAAAGCCCUGUCACCAGGUCUGACGUCCGUAUCAGUGGCUGGAUCCGCCCCUUAUGGUCGGCAAACCUUAACUUCACCAUAGCAAGAGAAUUUGUAGACUGUCUUGGGGAUAGUGCGGGGUAUGUGUGUUCGUUGAAAGGAACAGAUCAGCUGUUUAACCCGGUCCAGCAGCGUACCAAGGCAGUGCCAGUCUUUAUUGCAGUGAAAUGCAGUGCAGAAGACGCUACUGUUUGUAAAUUUCACGAUGAAACAAACGCAAAUGUGGUCGUAAUAGGCAUCACAGUUGCUAUAGUGAUAGUUAUCAUGGGCGCUGGUGUGAAUUUUGCGAUCUGGAGAAAAUACCAUAGUGUUCUAAAUAGGCAUUUAGUUCAUACUGAAAGAAGACAGAGUCAGUUAGAGGAAGCACAAAGACAAGAUUUUGAGUCCUCACCAAAGCGAGAAAAUUUCAGGCCAUAUUACUCGGAACUGGAUAACACGGACAAACAGGAAACAUACGACGUCCUUCAUCCAUAUUUGGAACCCAUCUCAUCACGUGACAAUACGUAUCACUAUGUUAAUAAUAAAAUAAACUGAU